Molecule: messenger RNA, 3101 nt
Organism: Nothobranchius furzeri (turquoise killifish)
Lineage: Eukaryota; Metazoa; Chordata; Actinopteri; Cyprinodontiformes; Nothobranchiidae
Product: T-cell-specific surface glycoprotein CD28
Biological process (GO): regulation of T cell proliferation; T cell receptor signaling pathway
Cellular component (GO): external side of plasma membrane
Source: RefSeq, a predicted model, not a curated record
AUUCCCACUUAAUAUGGAUUAUUUCUUUAAGGAAUUUGUCUUAUUUUUUUAUUAAAUACAAAAAAUGUAAUUUAUUACGCUAGUAUUGACGUUCAUCUGAGACUGCAGUCAAAUACAUUUCUAGACCUGAUGAUGAAAAAAAAGGAGUUUGAUUAAUCAUGUUUUAUUUGAAGGAGGGUCUACUGAAAUAAACAAAAACUUUUGAGUAUUUAAGUGUAUUUUAUCCACAAAUAUUUAUUGAACUCAUUAGCAUUCCAAAUUUAAAAUAACAAAUCGAACCUUAAUCUUUGCAUGUAAUAAGUAGUUUACAGACGUUUUAAGAUGUUAUUUUCACUUCAUCAGUGGAACGGCUGACACAAUAAAUCACAAAGCUGCAAAGCAAAGUGAGAUGCGUUACCUUUCCACGCGAGAAUUUUCUGCAGUGACUUUUCUUGCACAUGUAAAUACAAAAAUAACAACUUGGGUCACAGCAGGUCGCAAGAUCUGGUGGAGAGCGGAAACUUUAGAGGAAGGAGGAGUUCUCAGUCACAGGAUGUUUUCUCCUCAAGAGAAAUAUCGUGGGUGAGCGCCAGUCAGAGCCAGAGCAUGAUGCAUUAAUGUGAGAACACGUGCGUAGAAGCAGAUUGGUGAGAUCCGAUUCUUCUGCAGAGUGCAGCUUCGUGAGGCAGCGGGUUCGGGUGAUCUGGAGAAGAAUAUCGUUGCUUAGGGAAAAGUGUCCGAUCAAAAAAGACACGAUGAUGUUGGGAGUCUGCUGGAGGACCAUUAUCCUGCUGAGUUAUGUGCCGUCCCAGGUUCUUCUGCAGCAGAGCACCAAAGGAUGUGACGAGCCACGGGUGGAAGUUCUCGUCCUGUCCGCACGAAGCCAUCCCCCCGUGUUUGUGCCGUGCCCAGCCUUACCUGCGAACGCUCAGGAGGUGAUCAUGGAACUCUUCAAAGACCAAGAAAGUAUUUGGAAGUGCAAAACGGACAUCAGUUCCAAACAACAGUGCAACCAAACUCAGCUGAAUAUCCAGCCACACAAAAAUGAGUUCAAUCAAACUGACGGUCUUAAGAUAAUGGCAUUGCCAAGAACCAGUCAGGCAAUCUACAGAUGUCAGGUUGGAAUCGAAUACCCUCCUCCUUAUAAGUUAAUGAACAGUGCUGAACGAGUCUUGGUCUUGGAAAAAGACAAAGUACAAGAAGAUCACUGCUCCUCAGCGAAACAAUCAACAGAAGACGGCCAUAGAUUACCAUGGGUCUGGAUAACAGUGGUGUCACUUCUGUGCACUUACAGCAUAGCAGUUACCAUUUUUGCCUUGGUCAUCUGGUUCAAGCUGAGCGGAGCAGAGUACCAGAAUGACUACAUGAACACCAGAGCAACCCGGAACAUCAGGAAGAAAAAAGGGGUUCAGACUCCCAUACCAAGAUACGUCUGAUCCCUCAUGAGUCGUCAUUUCUACAUUGGGCAUUCACAAAAUGUUUGAUUUCAUUUGUUUCUGCAGAACCUUUUUUCCUCCACAGCAACUUCGCCACUUUCUUCGAGUGGAUGUUUAGAACAAUUACAUAGAGAGUGGGGAGAAAAGGCUUUUUUCCCCCUCACUUCCUGUUUCACUCUCUUGUUGUGAUCUCACAAACACGUUGUUGGGAACCCCUGUCUUUGUGGUCGAAACAGAAGGCGGUAUCUUAACGAGGGGACUCAACCACAUUUAAAGGUGCUUUCAGGUUGUAAAUCAGUGCAGCACCUUUGUGGAUCAUUAGUGCCCACGGCUUCAAGCCAGUCGACGAAACAUGAAGAUAAACACUUCUUGUCGCACAUUUGUCGCUCUUAAUUCUGAGAAAUUGAAGGCUGAGCACAAGAAGCUGCAAAUGCUGAAAAAUACCAAGCUGCACCAUUUCCUGUCUCUAUGUGUUUUUCCUUCUUCUGCACGUCUUCAAAGGCACUCUACGUUUUCUGUGCUCACCUUGCAGUUUCUGUGCAGGCGCUGCAAAGCAUUCACGUAGGUUUUAUUGGUUUCGUUUAGUAGCAUGGUGCUACUCAGCACCACCACAAGAACUAAGAUGCAGUUUUUGUUAAAGCCUUCAUACUGGAUUGAGAGCUGGCAGAUGAUUUCCCCAUUUUUACUUUUUCAUGUCAGUUUGAUGCCUUGAACUGAGAAAAACUGAAAAGCUGGUCCUGUCCUAACGUUACUGAAUGAUAAAUAGCUCAUAAAGCGAAUCUGUCAUGGAUUCUUUACGUUCACUGGAAAGGUUUGGAGCAAAACUCAACCAGAUGACUUACUGUUUAAAUCAUUUAUUGUUGAAUACAUUACAUUUGAGCCGUUUACAGCUUUAAGAGCCCAAAUCUUCAGUUUUCAUGCAUGUUUCUGAUGCGUGUUCGGGAAAAAUCCUUCGUCUGAGAACGUCCAGCAACUCUCCAUCAGACACCAACUGUAGAUCUUGUUCUGUCACCUAAAUAAACAAAAGUCAUGGAUGUUAGUCCUGCCACCAGUGAGAUGGACCCUAUUUUAUACAUCUUCCUAUAAUCAGGAGGAUAAAAGAGUUGCAAAACUAAAACCUUUAUUCUCCAAGUCUUAAUCCCAAGAAAACAAAAGAAAGGUAAACCAUUACCAGAACGGGGGAGUAUCCCAGGAUCUGCAGGUGACGUAUCUGGACAGCAAGGUGACCACGAGGAUGAGAUGUGUCGUAGCAAAAACUAGAGUUUGGUGCGUAAAUAACGGCGAUUCUAGGAAAUCAAAAAAGCCUUCAGUCAGCUUUGGAAACGGUUCAACGUGACUAAACCAGAGCACGGUUUCAAAAACAUGCUGAGGCUUAAUUGUCGUCAUGGAAAUCACAAAGAGCUCAGACACACCCAACUUACUUCGUCUUGUUUGAUUGUUAGAGUUAGAAAACUUUGACUAUUUUGCUUCUUGUUGUAAUAGAAAUGUAUGAAAUCCUAUGCUGACACUGAGAAAAAUAUGGUUGCUCCUGUUUAGUCAAAAUUUACCAUUUUGUAUUUUUCUUUCAGUGUUAGGAUUUAAAAUGAGCCAUCUUACACCAGUCUGUCAUGCAUAAAGACACGAUGUGCUGUAAAAUGUAAAAAACAACGAUGCAAAUGUAAAUAAAUAGACCGAAUUGCUGUUUUA